Messenger RNA from Aspergillus calidoustus, 984 nucleotides. The record is from the annotation of a GenBank genome assembly. Lineage: Eukaryota; Fungi; Ascomycota; Eurotiomycetes; Eurotiales; Aspergillaceae.
AUGGUCCAAAGCAGGUUGAGGAGCUGUCGCGAAACUGCACCACUCUUCAGGGUUGGGUAUGGCUUCUUCAACCUUCCCAGCGUCACAAACAUCACAGGUUGUUUGAGCGUGGGCAACUACCUCCCUAGUGGCCUUACCGACAUCCAGUUGCCUGAUCUCGAACAUGUGGGCGACUUUCAAUUAUCUGGUGUAAAGAGUGCCUCGCUGCCUCGCCUGCCUGUGGUUGAAAAAUCGGAUGAGAUCCACGCUCCGGUCAAUGGCAGUUGCCACUUUCCAUCUUUGAUAACGGUGGAACGGAUCUCAAUAUCGGGGAACUUGUCAAGCGUGGCUUUUGAAGCACUGCAAAAUGCCAGCUCCAUCACCAUUGAGAAUCGUACCUCGGACGAGUGCUUGCUUCGGAACCUCACCACGACAGUAGUCGACAUCUCCUUCCCCGUCCUCGAGCGUGUUGGAGAGACGCACCUCCGAGGGAACAUCUCUAGCUUUUCGGCGCCGGAACUUACAACGAUCGCACCGCGUGGGAACUAUGAUACCGCCAUGAUAUGGGUCGAGUCGUACGAGCCGGGACUCUCUGUCGACCUGCCUAAACUAGCUUUCGUGAACGGCAGCGUGGCAUUCGAAGGCGUGAUCAAUAGCGUAUCCCUUCCCAUGCUGCGGAACGUGACGGGGAACUUCAAUCUACAAACGUCCAGUGCAGAGCCAAUCGCGAUUGAUUUGGCCAUCGAGUACACAAACGAAGUGGAGGUCCGCGGGAAUAUUGAUAGCGUUGCUCUACCGGGCCUGAGAAACUAUUCCACGAUUAGGGUCUACGUGGACGAUGCAUUCGACUGCGGGGGUCUUGGUGAGCAGCUUAACGGGACUGUUACCCCGCCGGCUAUUCAUUAUGAAAACUUCUUUUGUAGUGGAGCAGAGAGCUUCUCCUCUACAUGGGGUGCUGUAUUUGGGGCUGCUGUGAUUGUUGGUUUCUGGAAUAUCAUCAUCUAG